Messenger RNA from Paramecium sonneborni, 1502 nucleotides. The record is from the annotation of a GenBank genome assembly. NCBI's taxonomy places the organism in Eukaryota, Ciliophora, Oligohymenophorea, Peniculida, Parameciidae.
UUUAAUUAUAGGAUGUCAGACGAGGAAUAGCCACAAUGUGAUUAUCAAAAAUUCCUUAAUUAACUUCAAACAGUUAAAAAAAUGGAUGAUGUUGAAAUUUUAGAUUCUAGUGAUGAAUUUUAAAUGGAAAAAAAUGAGACUCAAUAUAGUUAACAAAAUAUAUACCAUUCAGAACUGGAUGAAUUUGUUAUUCCACCUAAAGAAUAAGACUCAGUUUCAAUUGAUACCAAACCAUACGAAAGCACAUAAAUAACAAAGCCAAGGAUUUAGCCCGUCUAAGUAUUUUGUUUAAAUUUCAAUUAGUUACCUCCUUUAUCAAAAAAGAUUAAUAAAGCUAUAGAAAGAAAAUUUUGUUUUAAAAAUGUGGAAAUCAAUUAGUAAUUAUUAAAAUAUGAGACUGUUUAUUAUGAAAUUGAAAGUUAUAUUGAUGAAAAUGAUAAAGCUCUUGUUACAAGAUAAUAUUCUGAUUUUGAAUGGCUUUUUGAAGAGCUUGUUGAAAACUUUCCAGGUAUUAUAAUACCAUCCAUUCCUUAAAAAAAUUUACUCGCUAAAUUUAAUAUAACUGGCUAUACUAAUUCUAUUAGAUCAUAGCGAUAAAAAGGACUUGAAGAAUUUUUAAGAAAAAUCCUUAAUCAUACUUAACUAAAGGACUGUGAAAUAAUUGAAAAGUUUAUGACAUUAUAGGAUUAAGACUUUAAAAAACUUGUCUAAAACUAUCAAGCAUAAAAAUAACAGAAAUUAUUGAUUAAUGUCAGUAAAAAUAUGGUUGUAAAUGCACUUGGAAAAAUUGGAAAUAUCUUUUUCAGUAUUUUUUAUUCAUUAAUUAUUAUCAGAUUCAUAAAGUAAUGACAACGAAAUGGAAAAGUAUUGUUAAAUUGCUGUUUAAGAAAUUAAUAUAUAGAAAGUUAAAAUUAAGAAUAUUAGGGAUUUAUUAGAGAAGACAUUUCUAAAUAAAUUUGAACAGAGCAAAUAAUUUAUGAAAUUAUCUACACUUUUUGAUGAAAUUUAGAAUGAUAUUGGAUAUAAAGAACAUAUGAAUUCAAAAUGUGAAACUAUAUCAUUAGCAUUAAGAGAUUCUUUUGCCAGUGUAAUUCCAAUUAUUUACAUGAUUGAUGUAACAAUAUAUUGAAAAUUAGGCUAGUAAUACUUAUUAGACAUGGAAGUAGUUCUAAAUAGUGUGAAAUAUCGGGCAGAUUUACAAUAAUUAAUAACAGAUCAUGCAGCAGCUUUAACAAGUGCUAAAUAUACUGUAUUAUAUAUUAUUAAAUAUAUAAGCCUGAAUAAUAAGCAUUAAUCUAAACAUAAUUAAAUGAACAUUAAAAAAACAUGAGUAAAUUUGUUGAAAACUUUAAAAAUGAAUACGAAACAUUUACGGAUCAAUAUAAUAAGCAUUUUAAUAACAUGAUGUAAACAGUUUUAUCAGUGUGGCAACAAAUCAAUACUCAAAUGUAAGAAACUUGGCUUUGAAUUUUUUUUAAUUAAAAUAAUUGAAUCAACUAAAG